Molecule: messenger RNA, 893 nt
Organism: Branchiostoma belcheri (Belcher's lancelet)
Lineage: Eukaryota; Metazoa; Chordata; Leptocardii; Amphioxiformes; Branchiostomatidae
Product: cell wall integrity and stress response component 4-like
Exons: 3
Coding region: 126-860 (244 amino acids)
Source: RefSeq, a predicted model, not a curated record
UCCCAAGCUCUGUAAGACUUGUUGAGAGCUCAAAUUCGAGUCUCUUUCCCACCGCACCGACCAGUUCGGAUGCUCUACUGUCCUCCUCGGAGGUCAGAUUUUCUAACGACUCCGAUAAGGGACUGAUGCCAAGUUCAAGUGGAUAUUCUAUAGAACCCACCGCGUCACUGACCUCCACAAUCCCUCCAAGGUCGAGUACGAUACUCUCGUUUAAUACGUAUGCUGCAGUUUCUUCGCCAAUUUUCACUUCUUCGGUUGGAUCGAGUCCAACCCUACUCCUUCUUUCCUCAACUGCAGUACCAAUAAUCAGUACAGAACUCGUGCCAACUUUUACAAGUAGACUUUCGUCAUCCGAGGUAACUUUCAUCACAACGCCCUCCCAAACCCCACCAGUUGCCACGACAACCGCCAUUACAUCAUCGACAAGCAGUGUGGCGUUGAGACCCACCUCGGUUGUCGUGGUUACGAGCAGUGUUGCCAUGGUGAUGAGUAGCAGCGUGAACGGGACGGGGGGAGGGGUCCAGGCACCUGCCGGCUCGGGUGGUCUGCCCCUGGCUGUGUUGGUGGGGAUCGUCAUAGCAUGCUGUGUCUUCGUUACAAUAUGUGUAGUGCUGAUGAUCCUGCUGUGCUUUAAGAGAGGGGGUGCGUACGGCGCGGGGUCCAAGAAGCCCAGCCCAGCUAACGGUGGUCUGUGGGACGACGGCGUUACUCUCAGCUAUAUCAACAGUCAUAUAGAACUACCAAAGGAACAGGGAGAAGAGAUGAAAUCGCUAGAAGGAGAGACAGAUGACCCAACCCCUGCAGCCUUCACUAACUAUGGCUACACUGAUGAGGCUAACACAGUCAGCACCAGACUUUAGAUUAACGAACAUGCCUAGAAUAGCAAAGUUCUU